Cryphonectria parasitica EP155 is the source of this 867-nucleotide messenger RNA. RefSeq names its product Extradiol aromatic ring-opening dioxygenase. The record is from RefSeq and is a predicted model, not a curated record. Gene Ontology annotation, molecular function: zinc ion binding; oxidoreductase activity, acting on single donors with incorporation of molecular oxygen; ferrous iron binding. Bases 1 to 867 code for a protein of 288 amino acids. The transcript has 3 exons. Lineage: Eukaryota; Fungi; Ascomycota; Sordariomycetes; Diaporthales; Cryphonectriaceae.
AUGACUGCUUCUACCUACUCGGACCAUAGUCCCUCCCGGCGGAUGCCCGUCUAUUUCCUAGGCAUUGGCGGGCCGAACUUCAUGGAAAACAAAAACCACCCUGCCUUCAAGCAACUGGGCAUCGUCGGGCGCGAGAUCACGACAAAGGUCAGGCCCAGAGCAGUGGUCGUCUUUUCUGCUCACUGGCAGGACGGCGGCGCAAGCAACAGGAUCAGUAUCAACACCGCUGAGACGACGGAUCUGAUUUAUGAUUUUUACGGGUUUCCGCAGCAUUACUACGAGUACCAGUAUCCGAACAAGGGAAGCCCAGAGAUUGCCGAGAAGGUGAUUGCGAAGCUGGAGGAGAGUAAUUCCGGCAUCGAGGUAGAGAGAGUGACACGGGGCCUUGACCAUGGCGUCUGGGUAGGAUUUCUCGCAGCGUUCGACCCGGAAAAGAAUCCAUUAAACGUGCCCAUCGUGCAAGUCUCACUCAUGGGCAACAACGACGCGAUGCAACAUUACCAGCUCGGCCAAGCCUUGGAGAGCCUGCGAGAUGAAGGGAUCUUGAUCGUCGGCGCAGGCAUGGCUGUCCAUAAUUUGCACGACUUUCGAGCUUCAAGAGGGACCGGGGCGACUAUGCCUUACUCCUACAGCUUUGACGAGGCGCUCAAGGAAGCCGUCGGCUCGAGGCCAGAGGAACGCCAGGCGGCCAUGUCGGCUCUGCUGCAGCGCAGUGACGCCAGAAAUGCCCAUCCGACUGUUGAGCACAUUCUUCCGAUCUAUGUUGCUGCAGGUGCAGCAGGCUCGGAGGUCGGCGAGCAGCUGUGGACUCUGCCCGAGGGAAGUUUGAGUUGGGCGCAGUAUCGAUUUGGUGGAGUUGCAGAGUGA